UGCUGGCACCGGCAGGACACCGGGGGCUGCACCCAACCGGUGCCUGGGACGCGUUCCCGGCCCAGACCCCCGCCCGGACCCUCCGCUCUGACCCUCACCCGGAGCCCCCGCCGGGACGGUCCCCGGGCAGGGCCGAGCCCGGGUGCCCGCCGGGGUCCCUACGGAGCACCGGGCACCGAGGCAGCGGCCGGUCCUCAGCAUCCUUCCGUCCCGCAGCUCCGCCGGGGCCCGGAGCAGGCGCGGGUGCCCGUCCCGGGGCCGGUCUCGGUGCGGGGGCGGUCCCGGGGGCGGGGCCCGAGGCUGAGGGGCGGUCCCGGUGCCGGUGCCCGUUCCUCCGCCGCCAGCUCGGCCAUGCCGUUCCCCGCCGCGCUGCUGUUCGUGGCACUGCUGCUGCCGCCGCCGCCGCUCUGCCGCGCUGCCGAGAGCGAAACCGAAACCGGCGCCCGGGAGCUACGGCUGGAAACGAUCGUGCCCCCCCCCGAGGGCUGCACGGAGCUGUCGGCGCCGGGGGACACGGUGCACAUCCACUACACGGGCACGCUGGAGGACGGCCGGAUCAUCGACUCCUCGCUGAGCCGGGACCCCCUCCAGGUGGAGCUGGGCAAGCACCAAGUCAUUCCUGGUCUGGAGCAGAGUCUGCUGGACAUGUGUGUGGGGGAGAAGCGCAGAGCCAUCAUUCCCCCUCACUUAGCCUACGGCAAGCGGGGCUCCCCCCCCACCAUCCCAGGUGACGCGGUGCUGCGCUUCGAGGUGGAGCUGGUGGGGUUGUCCCGGGCCAGUUACUGGCAGAAGGUGGUGAACGAGGUGGUGCCACUGCUGUGCCUGGGGCUGGUGCCAGCACUGCUGGGGCUCAUCGGGUUCCACCUAUACCGCAAGGCCAGCAGCCCCAAGCUCUCCAAGAAAAAGCAGAAGGAGGAGAAGAGGAACAAAGCCAAAAAGAAAUAAAACCUUCCCCUCGGCA
This is a messenger RNA of Taeniopygia guttata (zebra finch), 961 nucleotides long. RefSeq names its product FKBP prolyl isomerase 11 (gene FKBP11). Gene Ontology annotation, cellular component: endoplasmic reticulum. NCBI's taxonomy places the organism in Eukaryota, Metazoa, Chordata, Aves, Passeriformes, Estrildidae. The record is from RefSeq and is a predicted model, not a curated record. Gene Ontology annotation, molecular function: peptidyl-prolyl cis-trans isomerase activity. Gene Ontology annotation, biological process: protein peptidyl-prolyl isomerization.